Molecule: messenger RNA, 612 nt
Organism: Aspergillus puulaauensis
Lineage: Eukaryota; Fungi; Ascomycota; Eurotiomycetes; Eurotiales; Aspergillaceae
Product: mitochondrial 54S ribosomal protein mL59
Exons: 2
Coding region: 1-612 (203 amino acids)
Cellular component (GO): mitochondrial large ribosomal subunit
Molecular function (GO): structural constituent of ribosome
Source: RefSeq, a predicted model, not a curated record
AUGGCCACCCCUCAGGCAGCAGGCACGACUAGCAUGCUCACCCAACUUCCCAUCCGCCUCCGCAACUUCUUCGCCCGCUACCCUCCCCAACACUACUCCGCGGCCGUCACACCACCAGCAGAGCUCCCACCAUCGCCCACGCCUACAGAAACAGAACCCCUUCCUUCCCCAUACACACCAAACAGAGACGCAAAGGGCUACAAGCACGAGGACCCAAAACUCUCGAUAUCGCGAGCCCUCCUCCAAUCUAACUCGAAACACCCGAAUCCGUUUCUCCCGCGCAAGAACUACCGCACGGGGAAAUGGCAGGGUCCUCGCUUUGGACUGCGCCAGCAGGCGGAGCUAGUGAAGCUCGCUAUCAGAUAUAAUGUUGAGGGGUUGCUGCCGCCGGGCACGAAAAGUACCGAGUAUAAGGAGACGAGACGCGCGGAGCGCGGAUUGCAGGUCAAGGGUACUGGUGUUGGACAGAAGGUUAAGGGUCACAAGUGGGAGAGGACUAUGGAGGGUAGACUUGAGGAUAGGAGGAAGGCCAUGACUGAGAUGCCGGAGUUGAUCAGGUUGUGGAAGCAGAGAGGUCACGGUCGUGGGUGGAAGAAGUGGCCCAAGAGGUGA